AUGUCCGGCACCGCCGUGUCACGCUGCGGCUCUGCGGUCGUGUGCGAGGUGGAGGAAUUCCGGAGGAAGGACGCAGCGGAGGGGCUGAAGAUCGCCCAGGUGCUGCAGGGCUUUGUGAACCGCAAGGUGGUGAAGCAGACGGUGAUGACGGUGGUGUACGGGGUCACGCGCUACGGCGGGCGCCUGCAGAUGGAGAAGCGCCUCAAGGAGAUUGAGGAGUUCCCUGAGGAAUACCUGUGGGAAGCCUCUCGCUACCUGGUGAAGCAGGUGUUCAGUGGCAUCAAGGAGAUGUUCUCAGCCACUCGAGAUAUCCAGAACUGGCUGACGGAGAGCGCCAAGCUCAUCGCCCAGUCGGGACAGACCGUGGAGUGGGUGACGCCACUGGGGCUGCCCAUCGUGCAGCCCUACUAUCGCUGCAAGCCCACUGUGCUGAACUGCAGCAUGCAGAACCUGACUGUGAAAAGCUUCAACAGCAACCAGAAGCCCGACACGGUGAAGCAGAAGAAUGCCUUCCCCCCCAACUUCAUCCACUCCCUGGACUCCACGCACAUGAUGCUGACGGCUCUGCACUGCCUCCGGCAGGGUCUGACCUUCGUCUCGGUCCACGAUUGCUACUGGACCCACGCGUGCACCGUGGACGUCAUGAACCAGAUCUGCCGGCAGCAGUUCGUGGCUCUGCACAGCGAGAAGAUCCUGCAGGAUCUGUCCGACUUCAUGCUGGAGAAGUACUGCAGGUAUUCCUGACCCCCACCACG
Eurypyga helias (sunbittern) is the source of this 755-nucleotide messenger RNA. Its product is annotated as DNA-directed RNA polymerase, mitochondrial-like. The transcript is spliced from 8 exons. Gene Ontology annotation, cellular component: mitochondrial DNA-directed RNA polymerase complex. NCBI's taxonomy places the organism in Eukaryota, Metazoa, Chordata, Aves, Eurypygiformes, Eurypygidae. Gene Ontology annotation, molecular function: mitochondrial promoter sequence-specific DNA binding; DNA-directed RNA polymerase activity. The record is from RefSeq and is a predicted model, not a curated record. Gene Ontology annotation, biological process: mitochondrial transcription. The coding region runs from base 1 to 744 and encodes 247 amino acids.